Penicillium lagena is the source of this 669-nucleotide messenger RNA. RefSeq lists its product as uncharacterized. NCBI's taxonomy places the organism in Eukaryota, Fungi, Ascomycota, Eurotiomycetes, Eurotiales, Aspergillaceae. Bases 1 to 669 code for a protein of 222 amino acids. The record is from RefSeq and is a predicted model, not a curated record. The transcript has 2 exons.
AUGGCCUUUAUUUUACGUGACCUGAGAACAACUAGUAUAAAACGUCUGCUCCUACCUACAACAAGACGCACGUUUGCGAUCUCAUCUGUCAUCAUGACACCCCGUAUCAGUGACGCAAUUAAGCAAGAUCACCGGGAGAUAGAGUCAUAUUACGAACAAAUUGUCGGAACUUCAGACGAGACUGAGCAGACAAAGUACCAGAAUCAAUUUACCUGGGAACUGGCUCGGCAUUCAAUUGGAGAAGAGCUUGUCGUUUAUCCGGCUUUUGAGAAGUAUGUGACCAACGGCGUCGAAAUUGCCAACAAAGAUCGUGAGGAGCACCAGUCAGUAAAGCAACUGAAGAUCUUCCAGAAUAUGAAAGCUUCGGAUCCUCAAUUUAUUCCUACGAUCAAGGCUCUAAUGGAGGAUCUGUCUGAGCAUAUUAAGGAAGAAGAGACGAAUGACCUCCCUAAAUUGGAGGAACUUCUGUCGCAGGAGGAGAGCGAGGGGUAUUCGACGUCCUUUGGAAGAACGAAGAUGUUCGUUCCCUCCCGCUCCCACCCCAGUGCACCAGACAAGCCGCCAUACGAGACGGUCGUUGGCCUUCUAGCAGCACCAAUUGAUCACCUUUCCGACCUCUUCCGCAAGUGGCCUCACACCUCGGGAAUGCCCAAUCCUUCAACGAAGUAA